Molecule: messenger RNA, 858 nt
Organism: Trametes versicolor FP-101664 SS1
Lineage: Eukaryota; Fungi; Basidiomycota; Agaricomycetes; Polyporales; Polyporaceae
Exons: 2
Coding region: 1-858 (285 amino acids)
Source: RefSeq, a predicted model, not a curated record
AUGCACUUCAAAACGCAUGCUAGCUCUGCGGAUCUUCAGCUUCCCGCACACCAGAACUCGGAUCUAGCAGCUCUGCAGACGACUUCUCAGCAUCCGGACACGGACACUCUGUCUAUGAACAUGCACCCUCGUGUCAAGAUAUCCCUAUCACGACCACAAGACGCUGUCUGUCACAGCGAAGCGCCUGUGGCGUGUCCGGAUAUUCGGUUCCUUUACGGCGAGGCUGUGGACGGGCCUCAGACGGUGCAGAGGCUUGUCAUGCGGAAACGCACAACGUCGCCCUACCAAAUCAAGCUGCCGUUCAUGGAGGAUCGUCUACGCGCGCGACGUAGUGCCUCGGGAAGCUCAGUGCCGGAAGUCAUCGCGAACCCGCAGCCUUCAGGACCGGAGACGGAGGAUGCAUUCACUCGCGUAGGGCCCGCUCCCUUCACUCACCGAGCGAAGACCUCCUCGCCUCUCGAUGGAUCAUUCUCGCUCGACCACAACGCCAGGGUCUUCAUGCCUCCCUCUCACUGUGUCACCGUUACUGCACCCCAAGGCGAAACAAGGACCUCGAUUGGAGGACCAACGGCCUCCGAACCUCCUUCCGCCGGAGACGUGUCCCCUCUUUUCAUCUUGCACACACUCCCCACCUUGGAUACCUGGUCAGAGAUAUGCGAAGACCUUUCGCGCGCGAUGGAAGUCUUCACCGUCCUGACCAAUGUCGCACCGGGAAGAUUCCAUGUACCACCCUCUCAGUCCCUCGCGAUGGACCUACCCCUUCCGCGCUCUUUCCAAAGCCUCAAGCUCGACAAGUCCCCGGCCACGCCCGCGAGCCCUUGGAACUCGUUUGUGUUUCCGUGCUUCGGAGUCGUAUAG